Molecule: messenger RNA, 1665 nt
Organism: Malassezia globosa CBS 7966
Lineage: Eukaryota; Fungi; Basidiomycota; Malasseziomycetes; Malasseziales; Malasseziaceae
Exons: 1
Coding region: 1-1665 (554 amino acids)
Biological process (GO): proteolysis
Cellular component (GO): fungal-type vacuole
Molecular function (GO): serine-type carboxypeptidase activity
Source: RefSeq, a predicted model, not a curated record
AUGGCACGGAUCAGUGUCGUUCUGUGCCUCUUGGCAUUCUGUGCCUAUGUGCAUGCCCAAUUUGCGCUCAUGGAUUCGGCCCUGAGUCGCUUCAUGUCAGUAACAAGUCAGAUUUUUCACACUCUGAAGAAGCCAUCAUCGGCGAUACCGCUGGCCAGUUGGAAUCCAUGGACGUCGAAUUCGAGGAUUCAAGCCGGCAAUUUGUCUGCAUGGUUGGGUGUUCGUAUUGAGAGCAUAGGCGGAAUCAAGUAUCAGAGGCUUUUUCUUCCAUUAUUCCCCGACUACCAACUGCGUGUCGCCAUGGACGAGAAUGAUGAUGAAGAAAAUAAUGAUGAAACGCCAUUUUGCGAUCCAAAGGUGAAACAGAUCAAGGGAUACCUCGAUAUCCGAGAGGAUGCACACCUCUGGUUUACCAUGUUUGAGAGCCGGUCGGAUCCUUCCAAAGACCCUCUUGUGCUGUGGCUCAAUGGUGGUCCAGGCUGCUCGUCUAGUACAGGUAUGCUCUUCGAACUAGGACCCUGUUGGGUAAGUCAGCAGGGAGAAGGCACCACUUAUAACGAACACUCUUGGAACUCGCAGGCGAACCUGCUCUUCCUUGAUCAGCCAUUGCAAGUGGGCUAUUCUUAUUCUGAUUCAGGCGAGUUUGUCGACACGUCCAACAAAUCGGCUGAGGAUGUGUAUGCUUUCCUGCAGUUGUUCUUUGCGCGCUUCCCCAAAUAUGCUGAUUUACCAUUCACUGUGGCCGCCGAGUCUUAUGGAGGACAUUAUGCACCGCACAUUGGAGCGGAGAUUCACCGGCGAAACAAAGAACUGGCAAAUUUGCCCGACAAUUACCUUGCGACAGCCAAGCCGAUCCGUCUGGACUCGCUGAUGAUUGGAAAUGGAUUGACGGAUCCGCCCGUUCAGUUCCCUAGUGUCGUCGAGUAUGCAUGCUCGCCUGAGAACAAGUACCAUCUGUUCGAUCGUGAGAGCGAAACGUGCAAGACGCUGGAAGCCAAGUCGGAAGUAUGCACCAAGCUGAUGAACCUGUGUGAGAAGAUGGAUUCGCGAUUGUCAUGUGUGCCGGCAGCGCUGUACUGCUGGGGCAGUUUGUAUGGGCCUGCGCAAGAUACCGGCGUCAACCUGUAUGAUGUACGUCGGAAGUGCGAUCAUGAAAAGGACGGCGACCUGUGUUACCCUGAGAUGGAGCACAUCGAGACUCUUCUAAACAAGCCUCGUAUUAAGAAGAUGCUGGGUGUACCGGCCACUGUUGAUUUCCAGAGCUGCAACAUGCAAGUCAAUGCACGCUUUAUGAUGCAGGGCGAUUCAAUGCAGAACAGUGCAACACUACUUGCUCCCUUGCUUGCUGAUGGUAUUCGUGUACUCGCCUAUGCUGGAGAGGCGGACUUUAUGUGCAACGCCAUUGGUAUCCACGAAUGGAUUCUUGACUUCCAGAACGUGUAUCGCGAAGCCAUCAACAAUGCCACAGAGACGCCUAUGUUUACGCACAGUGUUAAUGGUGCAAAGCCACGCCAGGCUGGUUUCGUCAUCAAGGCUGGCAAGGGUGCUGGCAAUUUAGCCUUUGCGUGGAUCCAGCGCGCUGGGCACAUGGUGCCGCACGAUCAGCCGGCGGUAGCGCUCACGAUGCUCAACCGCUGGCUGGCGAAUGAAGACUUGACCGUGUGA